AUGUCAAUUGUCAAAUCAAGUCAAAUCUACUGAGCUGUGCUCGAGGCUGUCAAUAUUUAUUGGAUAACCAAAAUUAACAAUAUAAAUAAUAUAAUAAAUAAUAAUUAUUUUAAAACCAGAGAAUUGUAAUGAGUACGGUUUAUUUUUAUCGAUAUUUAAUUAUUUUUUAAAUAUACUUAUUUUUAAGCUUACCUACUAUAAGUAUUGCUUUUUCACACCAUAAUAAUAUAACUGUAUAAUUUUUUAUGUGGUAUUUAUGAAGAUUUAAUUGUAAAAACAAAACCUCCUAAAGUAAGCAGGAUGCUUAUUUUAAAAAACGCAGUAGUUGCACAUAACAUCUUUUAUUCAAGACUUUUUAAAAAUAGUUUUAUCAAGUGUUGUAGUGUCAAAUCAUAUUCUAAAAGUCUCAUCUUUGGUAUUGAGACCUCUUGUGAUGACACCGGUUGUGCUAUUAUCGAUGAUAAUGGUCAACUUUUAUCAGAAAAAUUGUAUUGUCAAAAUUUGGUACAUUUGCGAAAUGGAGGUAUAAUUCCAGAUGUAGCUCAAGAUUUGCAUAGAAGAUAUAUUGAACCAACUGUCAAUGAUACCCUUGAACAGGCAAAUGUUUAUAUGGAAGAUAUUAGUGCUAUAGCAGUCACACUCCAACCAGGCUUACCACUCAGUCUUGCUAUAGGAAUGAAAUAUGCCAAACAUCUGUCAAGGAAGUUUAAUAAACCUCUGAUACCAAUUCACCAUAUGGAGGCUCAUGCUUUGGUUGCUAGGAUGGAACAUGGUAUUUCUUUUCCUUAUCUAACAUUACUUAUAUCUGGAGGACAUUGUCUAUUAGCUGUUGUAGAAGAUGUGAAUAAAUUUAUGUUAUUAGGACAAAGUAUGGAUUUAGCACCUGGUGAAGUGUUUGAUAAGGUUUCUAGAAGAAUGAAACUGCGCAACAUACCUGAAUAUUCUAAAAUGUCAGGUGGCCAGGCUGUAGAAGUGGCUGCAUCAAAAGCAACAAAUCCACACAUGUUCAAAUUGCCUUUACCAUUAGUAGAAUAUAAAGAUUGUAAUUUUAGUUUUAAUGGGUUGAAAACAGCGACUACGCUUAACCUGUUUAGAAAAGAAAGGGAACAUAAAAUCGAAGCAGAUGGAUUAAUACCUGAAGUUAAUGACUUGUGUGCAGCUUUAUUGAUGGCUAUUAGUAGACAUCUUGUUCACAGAACUCAGAGAGCUAUAGAGUUUUGUAGGCAACGGAAUUUGAUACCUAUGGAUAAAGGGCAAUUAGUUGUUUCAGGUGGUGUAGCCUGUAAUAAUUUUAUUUUUAAAAAUCUUAAUGUUUUGUGUGAUGAAGUUGGAUAUAAAAUUUACAGACCUUCAUCAAAAUUAUGCACUGACAACGGUGUCAUGAUAGCAUGGAAUGGUCUUGAGAAGUGGAAAAGAGGUAUAGAUAUAGUGACAGAUUUAUACAGCUUAGACUUAAAGGCUGUUAGUCCAUUAGGUGAAAAUCUAAUUCCUGAAGUAUGUGAGGCAAAAAUUCCAAUGAAAUUAUUGAAAAUAAAAAUGAAAACUUACCUUUUCUUUUUAUUUAAUCUUAAGCAUAGCUCUUAG
Messenger RNA from Colias croceus (clouded yellow), 1584 nucleotides. RefSeq names its product probable tRNA N6-adenosine threonylcarbamoyltransferase, mitochondrial. Gene Ontology annotation, biological process: tRNA threonylcarbamoyladenosine modification. Gene Ontology annotation, cellular component: mitochondrion. Lineage: Eukaryota; Metazoa; Arthropoda; Insecta; Lepidoptera; Pieridae. The transcript has a single exon. The record is from RefSeq and is a predicted model, not a curated record. The coding region runs from base 301 to 1584 and encodes 427 amino acids.